Suillus bovinus is the source of this 2636-nucleotide messenger RNA. RefSeq names its product Afadin and alpha-actinin-binding-domain-containing protein. The coding region runs from base 6 to 2483 and encodes 825 amino acids. Lineage: Eukaryota; Fungi; Basidiomycota; Agaricomycetes; Boletales; Suillaceae. The transcript has 6 exons. The record is from RefSeq and is a predicted model, not a curated record.
CGACGAUGCCGACGACAACAACAAUCAACAACUCAGCACCACGACCAAUGAUGGCAACCACACCGCGAAAGCUGGUGCAUUGGGCUCUCGAUGUCUCUAUCUCUGGCUUUGGAUCACCAUGCUCGGAAGCGACAUCCUCCGAUUCCGUCUCGUCAACAUCCAGUCUGGAAUACAUUAACUCUCAGCUUGUAGCACAUGGAUUCACUCAUUCACCCGGGCUUUCCUUUGAGGGGCUCUCAAAUUCUGACGCAGAUCAGCUGGCAAGAUGUUUGCUCGCUAUGCUAAGCCAAAGAGUGAAUGAUAUGUCUCGUUCUGAAGAUUUAUCGACAAGUUUGCGCACCCUUUCUUAUGACCACGAGCGGCUUAUGGGGAUGCAUCGCUCAGCCACUGAGAAGGCAGCUAAUGCAGAACGCGAAAUGAACGUUUACAAGUCACGAAUUGCAACGGCAUCCAAAACCUUGGCAGCUUCGGAAUCGGCCCAUAGGCAAACUUCGGCUGAGCUUCAGCGGACGCGCUCCUCGUUGAUAGCUCUUCGGGCAACUCACUCAGCAGAAAUUAAAAAGAAAGAGAAAGACGUCGAGCGCAUCAUCGAAAAAUGGUCAAAGCUUUCCGAUAUGCAGACGAAGCUAACGACUACGUCCUCAGGAUUGACUUUUCGAUGCGGCAAUGCCGAUGUGGUCAGCGGGUCCGAAACCCUUGGCAAGGGGAAGGGAUACCUUGAGAUUGCUCUUGAGCAAGCCGAAUCUGCUCGCGCUUCACUAGCUGAUGAAACGUUGGCAUUACAACGGCUUGUUGUAAAUGUCGCAAAUCGACUGCAGUCGGUACUGCACGAACUUCAAUGCUUGGUUUCACCUUGUGACGAAGAGCCCGCAAUAAUGACGCACGGCGUAUUGUUCCCUUUGGCAUAUCCCAACGCUGCCAAUGACAAGCUUUCUACUCUCUUCUCCUCAGCACACAGUGUCUUCGAUGACAUUUCACAACGCCUGUCAGAGCGAUCUGCCGCACCACCAGCACCAGAUUGCACCAAGACCUCGGAUGCUCUGGAAAAUAAACGAUUACAAGAAAUCAUCGACAAGUUGCGCUCAGAACUUGAUGAAGCUAAGAAACUUCAUGAUAGGCAUGUUAUAGAGACUCAGACCCUCUUAAUGCAAAUUGCGUCCCAAACAUCAUCUACCGAACGCAAUCCAAGGGACGAAAGCGUUGAACUCAUGACACAGCCAGAGCGAGACCUUGCCGCUGAGCGCCUUGAGCGAAUGAAGACCGAACUUGAUGAUGAGCGGAGAAAGUUUACUGAUGCUGCUGUCAAACUCGGCAAGGAGAAAGCCGCUCUGGAGACUGAACGUGCCCAUUUCCUUGAGGAGAAACGUUCAUGGCAAGUCGAGCAGAUGCUCUCCGACCUCCCACCAACACCUGCCACAACUUCCCAACCUGCACCUCGACCGCUUCAGGCUCAUAAGAUCAAGUCACCACGAAAGUCACCUAUGAAACCCAAGGUCGUCGGCAAGGUGGCAAGCAGAAAAACCCGAGUGUCUCGGCGCUCCUCAUCAUUCUCGAUUACACCACCAAAUAAAGUGGAGCCUGCUUACGAGACGGAGGUAAUUCCUAUCGUUAUCCCACCAGCAGCCUUCGACGCGUUGGGCAAAAAGUCGACCGUGGCGCAGUCUAUCUUACCCUCUGCGUUUGUGCUUCCUCCGCGUUCACCCCGGACGUCCUUACCCCCUGUAGAGGCAUUCCUUCCUCCAGUAAUGAUGGCGCAUCAAGCGACGUCAGGAGGAACAUCGUACACGCCCACUGACACCGAGUCAGCUGUCGCUUCGAGCACUGAUACUUCUUCGUUAGAUUGCACGUCGCCCCCUGUUCAGACACAAGCCGCAAUACCGAAAAUUGUCCUCCCAUCACCCAAAACACCUCCUGCUCCUGUUGUGAAUACACGCCGUCCAUUCCCACUUGCGAAACCACUUGCGCCACAUAUGUCACAUGCUUACUCGCCUGCAAAACCGAGUCCACUAUCUCGCAUUCUCAUGCUUGCGAACUCUCCUGACAGCCCGGACGGGGUAUCAGAAGAGGGUGAAGACUCCCCGACGUCUGUCGUUCGUCCGCCCGUUGCUACGAAGAUAUUCUCAAGCGAAUCAGAGUCAGAUGAUAGUCCUCUGAGGGAGAAGAAGACCGAGUCAAAUGUUGUUCCUUUACCUCCCUUCAAUAAUGUGCUACCUCCCGGAUCGAAGCGCUUUUCGACGAAGGAAAAGGGAAAGGCCAAAGCGGAGCUUGUCGUGCCUGGAAAGUUGAAGCCAGAGAAAGAAAACCGCGACAAGGUUCCCCGAAAACCAUCUCCUUCGUUGCCUCCUGCUCCUCAACCAAAGUUAAAGGUCAGCAGCUUAGCUACAAGUAAGCCUGGAGCGAAACUACCUUCCGGAAAGGGUGGUGCGAGGAGGGUAUUAAUUGGAAGUGCUGAAGCCGCUCCUUUGCCGGGGUGGCGAGGAUGACAGAAGGAAUGACUGAUAGUCUUUUGUGGCUGCCCCCACACGAUUUUUUCCUGCCGUAUCAUCAUGAUAUCCCUACGGUUUUCAUUGUAAACAUUAACACCUGCGCCUAUGUAUGCAAUAAUAACAUUUCAUAAUAGGAAGCAUCAAAACAAA